AUGGAUCACCAGCCGCCCAGGAGAAACACGAACCCGUUUAUUGACAGUACAGAAGACUCCAUCAAUGGGAGUGACACCCCCAAUGUCCUCCCUGUGGAUUUAAACAGUCAAGAUUUUGGAAUAAAUCAAUGGGGUGUAGGAGUCACUGAAGGGGAUGGUUUCAGUUCCAACGUGGAUUACAACAUGGGUUUGAACUCUGCUGCAAAUGGUUCUGCAAAUGGUGCUUCAAAUGGUGCUACAAAUGGACUUCCCAAUGUUGCUCCUAACGCUGCCCCUAACGCUGCCCCUAACCCAUUUGCUAACGCUACCCCUAACCCAUUUGCUAACACUACGCCUAACCCAUUUACUAACACUACGCCUAACCCAUUUACUAACACUACGCCUAACCCAUUUGCUAACACUACCCCUAACCCAUUUGCUAACACUACGCCUAACCCAUUUGCUAACACUACGCCUAACCCAUUUACUAACACUACCCCUAACCCAUUUACUAACACUACCCCGAACGCUGUUCCCAAUUAUGACUUCAACUACGGAGCCAACUCCGCUGCGCAGUUUGGACAGAACUUCAAUCCCCACAUUGGCGUACCUAGUCACGACCAGGGAAAUAUGACAUCCUACUUAGUGGACAGCACCAUGUUCAACUUCAUCCAAGCAGUGGUGUUGGCUACGACGGCUUUUCUGAGUGCGGUCCGCAUGAACAGACACAUGGUGCAACCAACAAUCACGAAGAAUGAAUUCGAUGUAGCAGUGUUCCACAAUUUCCCCACACAAGAGACGACCCCCAGUGGAGAGAGUGAGAAGGAGGAAGAAAUUUCCUACUCCCCAUUGCACAACGAAGAGAAUAAUGAUCAGAGCGACACACUCCCCUUACACACACACACAGAAGUACACCCGGAGACGAACACUGAGACGAACACUGUGACGAACGCUGAGACGAACACUGUGACAAACGCUGAGACGAACGCUGAGACAAACCCGGAGAUAUACCCUCUGUUGGGUGACGUGGACUAUGAGCAUGAACCCUUCCUCCCAGAUGAAAGUGAAGGAGAUAUUUUCGACGAAGAAGCUGAGGAUUCCCCUGACGAAGGAGAGUAUGAAGUACACGAGGCAGAAAUACAAAACUUAAUGAAUAUUUCUUAUGAUAUUCCUGCAGAUAGGUACCUAACGAACCCAUUCGAUGAGCUAAGCAACCAAGCGGGAGCGAGCAGCGGGGCGCGGAGGAGAACAUAUCAGCCACCAAACUAUGGAGAAGUAUAUGAAGGAGCCCAGUUUGUAGACAAGUAUCAAAUGUCGAAUGUUGGACCUUACUUCAUCAACAACGGUAACAGGUCCCGUAGGAGUGGAAACAGCGAGAGCAAUAAUUAUGGUUACGCGCAUGCACCGUAUGCCGACAUCUUUAGGCACCCGAAUUACGCGAACAUGUAUCGAGCUACUAAUUACGUCAUGGAUUCCUUCCUGAGUGGAACUAAUGAAAAUACCUUGGAAGGUAUCAGAGAUAGUUGUUCACAUAACUCUGCGGAUGAUUCCGGUGGUGCCAAUUAUUCCGGUGGUGCCAAUUAUUCCGGUGGUGCCAAUUAUUCCGGUGGUGCCAAUUAUUCCGGUGAUGACAAUAAUUCCGGUGGUGCCAAUUAUUCCGGUGGUGCCAAUUAUUCCGGUGAUGCCAAUGAUUCCGGUGGUGCCAAUUAUUCCGGUGAUGCCAAUGAUUCCGGUGGUGCCAAUUAUUCCGGUGAUGCCAAUGAUUCCGGUGGUGCCAAUUAUUCCGGUGAUGCCAAUGAUUCCGGUGAUGCCAAUAAUUCCGGUGGUGCCAAUGUUUCCAGUGGCUCUGCAAACAUUGGGGAACAGAAUAUCGACAACGGGUAUGACGAUUCUGAAUUUGCACACACAUAUCAAGGGAACAAUUACGAAAUUACGGACGAGGGAGAAGUGGCGGACCCAUUUGAAAACGUAGGUAUAGAUAACGGAUUCGACUUUGGAAGUUAUGAAAAUGAAGACGCAAAUGGAGGAGAAGCCACCACCACUACUACGGGUUCAACUUCCCAAGGACAUACUGUAGAUGCAGACGGAAUCACCAACGGGGACGUUGAAAUUGAUGAAGGAGAUAAUGGCUUUGGAAACACAGAAAAACACGAACCUUCUUCAGAAAAAACUUUUCUCACAGAACCCGUGAAAAACACUCCCACGCAAAACGAUACUAUUAAUGAUGAUCAUCCAUCUCUUGAAGAAAUUAACGUUGAAGAGAAACAAAACAGUGAAGUGAGCGAACAGAGUCAACCAAUGGGACACCCUUCCAAUGAUGACGAUGAUGAAUUCAGUGAAUAUGAAAAGUACGUAUACACACAAUCUGGCAGGGAGGACCAAAAGAAUUACAAUAACAUAAUGGGAAGCUAUUUGAAGAAAUAUAAAAAGGUAUCAGAGAAUGGCGAAAAUGAAAAGGCGGAAAAUGGAGUUGGCUCAGAUGCUUUUUCCCCACAGGACGAGGAAUCCCCGGAUGACACAUUCCCAGGGGAAGAGAAGUUCAAUGAUGAUUAA
Messenger RNA from Plasmodium knowlesi strain H, 2532 nucleotides. Its product is annotated as conserved Plasmodium protein, unknown function. The coding region runs from base 1 to 2532 and encodes 843 amino acids. The transcript has 3 exons. The record is from RefSeq and is a predicted model, not a curated record. NCBI's taxonomy places the organism in Eukaryota, Apicomplexa, Aconoidasida, Haemosporida, Plasmodiidae.